AUGCGGACGCUCCAUGGUCCUUCAGUUGCUCCGAUCGAGGCUACAAACGGCAGCUUCAGAAGACUUGAAGUUUGUCAGAGCUGUGGGAAGCAAGAUGAGCCUAUGAUACGAGCUAGCUCUGCAGAAGAGCUAACUGAAACUGCAAUCGAAUCUGCUCUCACAUCUCUACACGCCGAGCAACCGAAUACAUCUACUGUUCAUCGUUUGGAUCGGUCCAGAACUUUUGAUAAGGACUGGGAUCUUCAUCCAGAUGCAGUAAUCUGUAAAGCUUGCAUUUUUGAGUCAUUGUACCCCGAAAACUGUGACAACGAUUCUGAAAAGUUUCGAGAAACUGACAUAAGUAACAUGAGAAUGUCAUCAGAAGAAUUUGAGUUUAUAGAUGGAGGUAGUGGAAUCAUAAUCGAGGAGAUUGAAGAUGAUGACGAAGGAACAUCUCAGAAUCCUCAAAACCAUAGCUGGGAAGACAUCCCGGUAAAAGGAUUGAUGGAAAAUAAUGAGAGCUUUGAGACAGUGAUUCUUCAAAAAAUGGAAGUCACAAAUGAUGUAGUUUUAACUGGUACACCUGCCAUUUAUAUAGAAACUUCUGAAGUUGCUAAGGAACCAGAAUCAAUUUGGAGUGUGAGAAGGCCCUUAUCAAUUGACUCGAUAAAUACUCCGAUUGUGCCAAAAAUCUUGACACCCGAAGAUUAUUUGAAAGAAAAACAAGAAGAUCGUAGGCAAUCAUUUGUGACUCCACUCGAAGAACUUUAUAAGAAAUAUAAUCAUCAACCAAUAAGUCAAAAUGGGCUGAUCCGUGUAAUACAGACACCCCCGCCGCCUUGUCGGUUUUCCACUUUCGGUCAUCUUCGGCGUACUUCUUCAUGUGGAACAAUUGAAACUUAUGGAGAUGCUUUGAAACGUAGAUCAUUUUGGUAUAUUGAUGAAAAUUCGGAGACAUCUGAAUCAAGACAAGGAUCUCAAGCUGAAGAUGAGAAUGAUAACUCUAUAGUUAUCGAAGUUGAAGAGUCUAUUUCGGGCGUUGAUUGUACAUUUUGUAGUUCUUUUUGGAAUUUUAUGAAAUGCAAGUGGGUACUCGGAAGUGAGCUCGCCGAAGCCGGAGACACCAUCAAUGAGGUAAAGGCCAGCAGUGCCAGCGGAAGAGGUCGUCUUGCUCGCCGAAUGACCAUCGAAGAGGAGCAUGCUGGUGAUUAUUUCAAGCAAGAGCAGAAGCUCGCUGCUGUUCCAGCCACUACCCAUAUGGAGCAUUUGUGUCGUUUGGACAUUCGUGAGGCUCCACAUCUCGUUCGUCAGACCGGAAUUAUUUGCACAAUUGGACCAGCUUGUGCCAGUGUUGAAAUGCUUCAAAAAUUGAUUCUCAAUGGAAUGAACAUUGCUCGUCUCAACUUUUCCCAUGGAUCUCAUGAGUACCAUGCCGGAACCAUCGCCAACGUUCGUGAAGCUGCCGAUUCAUUCUCUGACAAGCGUGUCAUUGGAAUUGCUUUGGACACGAAGGGACCUGAAAUCCGUACUGGACUUCUUGCCGGCGGUGCUUCUGCUGAAAUUGAGCUUGCACGAGGAGCAUCAAUCCGUUUGACUACUGAUCCACACUUUUCUGAAUCAGGAACUGCUGUCAAUCUUUUUGUUGAUUACAAGAACAUUGCCAAAGUUCUUUCGGUUGGAUCCCGUGUCUACAUUGAUGACGGACUUAUCUCAUUGAUUGUCGAAGAAUUGCAAACUGACGCUGUCAUUUGCUCUGUUGAAAAUGGUGGAAUGUUGGGAAGCAGAAAGGGAGUCAAUCUUCCAGGAACUAUCGUUGAUUUGCCAGCUGUUUCCGAGAAGGACUGUAAGGAUUUGCAGUUUGGUGUGGAACAAGGUGUUGAUAUCAUCUUUGCUUCAUUCAUCCGAAACGCUGAAGGAAUUCGUACGAUUCGUAAAGUUCUCGGAGAGAAAGGAAAGAAGAUUAAGAUUAUUGCAAAGAUUGAGAAUCAAGAAGGAGUUGAUAAUGCUGAUGAAAUUAUCUCUGAAUCUGAUGGAGUUAUGGUUGCUCGUGGAGAUCUCGGUAUCGAAAUUCCAGCCGAGAAGGUGUUCCUUGCACAAAAGAUGCUCAUCUCCAAGUGUAAUCGUGCUGGAAAACCUGUCAUUUGUGCAACUCAGAUGCUUGAAUCGAUGGUUCACAAGCCACGUCCAACCAGAGCUGAAGGAUCAGAUGUUGCCAAUGCUGUGCUUGACGGAGCUGAUUGUGUGAUGCUUUCUGGAGAGACUGCUAAAGGAGAAUAUCCAGUUGAUGCACUCAAGAUCAUGCAUUAUAUAUGCAAAGAAGCCGAAGCAGCAGUUUAUCAUCGUCGUCUCUUCGAUGAACUUCUUCAAAACACACAAAAACCAACUGACAUGUCUCAUACUAUUGCUAUCGCUGCCACAUCUGCAGCUGCAUCGUGCCAUGCUUCAGCAAUUCUUCUCAUUACCACCACUGGACGCUCGGCAAUCCAAUGCUCUCGCUACAAGCCAGCCGUCCCAAUUCUGACAAUCUCGAGAGACGUUGCUGUGUGCCGUCAGCUUCAUCUUUACAGAGGAGUUUUCCCAGUUCAUUAUCCAGCUGAACGUGCUGCCGAUUGGCCAACUGAUGUUGAUAACAGAAUCAACCAUGCUAUCGCCAUCGGAAAGGAUCGUGGAUUCAUUCACAAGGGUGACUUCUUGGUUGUUGUCACUGGAUGGAGACAGGGAGCCGGAGCUACCAACACUCUUCGUAUCAUCACCGCCGAAUAA
Messenger RNA from Caenorhabditis elegans, 2742 nucleotides. RefSeq names its product Pyruvate kinase (gene pyk-1). Gene Ontology annotation, molecular function: magnesium ion binding; potassium ion binding; pyruvate kinase activity. Gene Ontology annotation, biological process: glycolytic process. The coding region runs from base 1 to 2742 and encodes 913 amino acids. The record is from RefSeq and is marked reviewed. Lineage: Eukaryota; Metazoa; Nematoda; Chromadorea; Rhabditida; Rhabditidae. The transcript is spliced from 7 exons.